AAAAGAAAAAAAGUGUAAAUAAAAAAAGGGGAAAACUUGAAGGUACCAAAUUUAUGAGAAACAUCACGUUAGACUGUUGAGAAGAGACCAUUUGCAAACCGCGAUUCUACAUACGCUUCUCUCCAUCUUCCUCCUUCAAUAUGUUUCCUGAAAUCUACAGAGAUGAAAGGUGUAGCAGCGGUUUAGCACCGUCCUCUUUUACUUCACAGAUGAAAAUGGCUUCAGAGUCAGACGCAGAAGGAGGAGGUCACAGUGACCCAUCAAAUUUGUGGACUUUUGGGGCCCUCAAGCCUCCCUCCAAACAAAGAAACACAGUAAUUUCCCCAAAAAAUCACUACUUGGGAGAAACUGCAAAGACUUUUAUCAGUUAGUUAUAUGGGUCCAAGAAUUCCGGGCUCGUCGUCAGUGAAUCUUUGUAAGACAACCCCCGAAUUCUUUUUUUGGUCCCUCUAUCUCUCAUGGGUUUAUAUUCACUUUUACCAUAAACAAGUUUCUGCAAGUGCUCGACUUUUUAUUGUUGCAGUGAAAGUUGAUGAUGAUGCCAGAAAUCUUCUUCAGCAAAUGGGUUCCAAGGGUCGAAGGCUGUUGGCAUUGUUUCAGAGUAACAUAAAUAUAUGUCCAAUGGUUGAAGAAGCGGAUACUGUAGGGGACAUUCACUUGAUUUAUCACUUGAUUUGUAUCUCAUAGAGGUGAUUGUGGAAAAUAACAAAUAACAAUAGCAAUUAUGUGGAGUGGUGAACGUAGAAGGAGUGCGCGAAUACUUGAACUGGAAGCAAAAAAGACUCAGAAUAAGGGCAAGGCGACAUGUGAUGCAGCCAGGGAAGUUGUUACUGAAGAUUCCGACCUGACGCAGAGAAGAAAAAAGGUUAAGAGUACACCCGUCCAGGAUCUGGUUGCAAAUACAGUUGAGUAUCAACUGAAAAAAGAGGCUGGUAAUUCGAGCAACGAAGACCAUUGUACAAAUGACGUUUCCUUGUCAUCUGGUACUGUGUUACCAGAAAGAAGGAAGCUGGAACUGCUGCUUGGUAUAUUGAAAAGGAGAGACUCACACAAUCUAUUUGCAGAGGCUGUAAAUCCAGAAGAGGUUAAAGACUACUAUGAUAUCAUUAAAGAGCCAAUGGAUUUCAGCACGAUUUCAGCAAAACUCAAUGGACAAAGCUACAGAACAUUUGAAGAAUUCGAGCAUGAUGUGUUUUUGGUAUGGAACAACGCAAUGCAUUUCAACUUGUCAACAACCACCUAUUAUAGACAGGCUUGUGCUAUAAGAGACCUAGCAGAGCGGUUGUUUGAUGCUUUGAAAAAUGACCCUGAGAACUUUGAAAGUAGCCAUUCCAUGACAAGACUGCGAACCAGUAAGAGGGCUAAGACUGAAGUGAACAUUCGUAAUAGUUCUCACAGGUCAACAAAUGGGAUGGCUUCAAAGGGCUGUAGAGGUGAAAGAAGUUCUGAGCAUUCUGAAGUAGAUCAACAUGAAACCUACAGGCCUCUGAAUACACUCCCCACUGCGAAUGAGUCAAUCGAGUCUACAGUCUAUUGCAGCUCAAAACAACUUGUGCAGACUAAGCAGAAUAGUAUUGGAUACCAAGAAAGCUUGAUGCAGUUUGUUGGGCCAACAGCUCAAAUGGUUGCUGAGCACAAUUCCACAAAAGGUGCUGAAGAUCUUAAUCCUCACAAUGCAACUUCCAACUCUCGGUGCCGAGCUCCAUGUCAAAUUCUUAAUGUUGCAUCAUCUCAAAUGGUUGGGCCAACAGCUCAAAUGGUUGCCGAGCACAAUUCGGGAAAAGGGGCUGAAGAUCUUAAUCCUCAUAAUGUGACUUCAAACUUUCAGCAUCGAGCUCUAGGUCAAAUGCUUAACAUGGCAUCACCUCAAAUGGUUGGGCCAACAGCUCAAAUGGUUUCUGAGAAGAAUUCAGACUUGAUUUGGCAGCAGUUCAAAAACAUUACCGAUCUUCAAACUGAAGAUCUUAAUCCUGAUAAUGCAACUUCAAACUUCCAGUGUCGAGCUUUAGGCCAAAUUCCUAAUGUGGCAUCAAUUAUUUCUUACCCCACCAAUCCCUUAUCUGGGAGUUCCUCCUCUAUGAACUCCUUAUUUGGAGAUGGUAAAGGCAAGAAUGUGUUGAUAGCUGAUGUGCAUGCCUCCGAUCUACGGGGGGAAAUUGAGAAGAUUCAUGGUCCAUGGCCAUUUUGGUCUGCAGCGCGGCUUCCCCAGUUUGUUUCUGGACCAAGUCAGAGUCCAGCCCUGGGCCCAAGUUAUCUUGGAGGUGGAGCACAUCAGUUUCAACCAGUGGCUGGGAGAGGAAGCACACACUAUGGAAUCAAUGUCGAGCAGGCAAGUCAAGGUUUGAAUUUGUUUAGGCCAACAGAGUUAGGGCCACAGCAACCUUUCUUCAACAAGCUAUUUGAGCAGCAGAGUCAGAAUACGUCAACCUCUGGAACCAGCAGAAGUGCUAUAGAGUUAUCAGACAUAGAUGAAUGGUUAAGUGUUGGUCGUCGUCGAGAUGGAUCAUCAAACACCCGAGCUCCUCCAGCAAGCUCUCAGGAGCAAGCUGCCACUGCGGGAACCGAUUACUUCCCAUGGACUCUUCGCCUCUGAGGCAGGCUUUAUGGGUACUUUACCUGAAUAAACAUGUUUUCCGUAGUAUCAUAUGUUUCUUUCCUCAGAACAUGAGACCUUAUUGCUAUCCUUUGCUUUUAUAAACUAAUGGUGUGAUGAAGUUGCUUUUGUUUUUGGUUUUUCCUAUAAAAUCCAUGCCCUGCUGCUUCCAAUUGUGAACUUUUGAUUGAUAAUAUUGUCUUGACUGA
Prunus dulcis (almond) is the source of this 2802-nucleotide messenger RNA. Its product is annotated as bromodomain-containing protein 3-like. The transcript is spliced from 10 exons. Bases 725 to 2593 code for a protein of 622 amino acids. Gene Ontology annotation, molecular function: protein binding. The record is from RefSeq and is a predicted model, not a curated record. Lineage: Eukaryota; Viridiplantae; Streptophyta; Magnoliopsida; Rosales; Rosaceae.